Molecule: messenger RNA, 1413 nt
Organism: Cloeon dipterum
Lineage: Eukaryota; Metazoa; Arthropoda; Insecta; Ephemeroptera; Baetidae
Product: zinc phosphodiesterase ELAC protein 1-like
Exons: 8
Coding region: 142-1245 (367 amino acids)
Cellular component (GO): nucleus
Molecular function (GO): 3'-tRNA processing endoribonuclease activity
Source: RefSeq, a predicted model, not a curated record
CUCUUCUCCCUCUGAAGGAUUGUUUACAUUUUAUACCCUCGUCGUUUGCACGCCUAUUUUAAAUUUUAUUUUUUACUAUGUUGUACUUCUUGAUAUUGCCUUAUUUUUAACGCUGUUAUUUUAUCGUCGGGAAUAUUUAAAAUGCAAUUAAUUUUUUUGGGAACUGCGUCAUGUUUUCCAACUUAUCACAGAAGUGUAUCUUGCCUUGCUCUGCGUCAUGCAGAUGGCUCUGUCUGGAUUUUUGACUGCGGGGAAGGCUCUCAAGUACAGCUUCAGAGAAGUUGCGUUAGACCAGGAAAAAUAACUAAAAUUUUCAUAACACACCUUCAUGGUGAUCAUCUCUUUGGUCUUCCAGGAUUGAUUGCCACAAUUUCCACACAAGCUUCUUUCAAGAGUGAUUUCAUACUAGAUAUUUACGGCCCCCAGGGUUUAAGACAGUUUGUCAGACAGAGUUUAUAUUUAUCUAGGAGCGAGCUCCCAUUUAAGUUUAAGGUCCAUGAGCUGAUUCCAGAGAGCUACCAGCUGCCACAAGACUGGGACAAAUGGAAACCUGAUUUAGUUAGUGGGCCCCUACACCCACAAGAGCUGCUUGGAGACUCUAUCUCGGCACAAAAUGACGCAUGGACUGUGAUUUCAAAAGUAAAAGGCAAGACUAGCGUGCUAGCUGGACACAAUGAACAUUUAAGGAUCCCUAGUUUUGGCUAUGUGAUUGAGGAGCCAGAUUUGAGUGGCAAACUUGAUGUUGAUAAACUUGCAUCAAUGAAAAUACCGCCUGGAAACGUUUACAGUAGACUCAAGCAAGGGGAAGAUGUCACUUUUGAUGGAAAUCUGGUCAGAUCAAAAGAUGUUGUGGGAUCGCCAAAGAAAGGGAGGAAAAUCACGAUCAUGGGUGACACAUGCAACUCGGACAGAAUGAUAAAGAUGGCCUUAAAUAGUGAUGCGCUAGUUCAUGAAUCUACGUUGGAAAACAGCAUGCUUGAAAAUGCGCUAGAAAAAGGUCACUCCACGCCCGGGAUGGCAGCGAAAUAUGCCCAUGAAAUCAGCGCCAGAAAUCUUAUCUUGACCCACUUUAGCCAGAGGUACCGAGCAACUUCGGAAGAGGAAGGACCAACAGUUGAUAUUUUGCAGAAGGAAGCUGAAGAAUCUCUCUCAGAGUUAGGAAAUACUUCAUGUAAGGUUCAUCUGGCCCAUGAUUUGCUUGAAUUUUCUGUGAAACGGAUCCUAAACGUCAUUCAGGAUGGAUAGUUAUCAACAUUUUGAGUGCCGAGUCAAAAUAUGAAUUAUAUACAUUACCGUUUUUAUGGACUUAAAAUGUGUGACAAGUAAUCCAGAAGACUUUGUGUUAAACUGGUGAGCUGUCCGGUCCUCGGACAGGGAUAAAUAAAAAUAAAAAAAAUAAAAGGUUUAAAGUCA